AUGGAGUUCGGCCUGCUGAGCGAGGCGGAGGCCCGGAGCCCGGCCCUCUCGCUGUCGGACGCGGGCACGCCCCACCCUCCUCUGCCGGAACACGGCUGCAAGGGCCAGGAGCACAGUGACUCGGAGAAGGCCUCGGCUUCGCUGCCCGGCGGUUCCCCCGAAGACGGCUCGCUGAAGAAGAAGCAGCGGCGGCAGCGCACGCACUUCACCAGCCAGCAGCUCCAGGAGCUGGAGGCGACCUUCCAGAGGAACCGCUACCCCGACAUGAGCACGCGCGAGGAGAUCGCCGUGUGGACCAACCUCACCGAGGCCCGCGUGCGGGUGUGGUUCAAGAACCGCCGGGCCAAGUGGCGCAAACGCGAGCGCAGCCAGCAGGCCGAGCUGUGCAAAGGGGGCUUCGCGGCGCCGCUCGGGGGGCUGGUGCCGCCCUACGAGGAGGUGUACCCCGGCUACUCGUACGGCAACUGGCCGCCCAAAGCGCUCGGCCCGCCGCUCGCCGCCAAGACCUUCCCGUUCGCCUUCAACUCGGUCAACGUGGGGCCGCUGGCCUCGCAGCCCGUCUUCUCGCCGCCCAGCUCCAUCGCCGCCUCCAUGGUGCCCGCCGCCGCCGCCGCGCCGGGCGCCGUGCCCGGUCCCGGGGCCCUGCAGGGGCUCGGCGGGGGUCCCCCCGGGCUGGCUCCGGCCGCCGUGUCCUCCGGGACCGUGUCGUGCCCCUAUGCCUCGGCCGCUGCCGCCGCCGCCUCCCCCUACGUCUACCGGGACCCAUGUAACUCGAGUCUGGCCAGCCUGCGGCUCAAGGCCAAGCAGCACGCUUCUUUCAGCUACCCGGCCGUGCCCGGGCCGCCUCCGGCCGCCAACCUCAGCCCGUGUCAGUACGCCGUGGAGCGGCCCGUCUGA
Suncus etruscus (white-toothed pygmy shrew) is the source of this 897-nucleotide messenger RNA. RefSeq names its product paired like homeodomain 3 (gene PITX3). Lineage: Eukaryota; Metazoa; Chordata; Mammalia; Eulipotyphla; Soricidae. Gene Ontology annotation, biological process: regulation of transcription by RNA polymerase II; anatomical structure morphogenesis. The coding region runs from base 1 to 897 and encodes 298 amino acids. Gene Ontology annotation, molecular function: RNA polymerase II cis-regulatory region sequence-specific DNA binding; DNA-binding transcription factor activity, RNA polymerase II-specific. The record is from RefSeq and is a predicted model, not a curated record. The transcript is spliced from 3 exons. Gene Ontology annotation, cellular component: nucleus.